Messenger RNA from Meriones unguiculatus (Mongolian gerbil), 471 nucleotides. RefSeq names its product large ribosomal subunit protein uL14-like. Gene Ontology annotation, cellular component: cytosolic large ribosomal subunit; ribosome. NCBI's taxonomy places the organism in Eukaryota, Metazoa, Chordata, Mammalia, Rodentia, Muridae. Bases 6 to 428 code for a protein of 140 amino acids. Gene Ontology annotation, biological process: translation. Gene Ontology annotation, molecular function: structural constituent of ribosome; large ribosomal subunit rRNA binding. The record is from RefSeq and is a predicted model, not a curated record. The transcript has a single exon.
UCAAGAUGUCGAAGCGAGGACGUGGUGGGUCCUCAGGAGCGAAAUUCCGGAUUUCCCUGGGUCUCCCGGUAGGAGCCGUGAUCAACUGUGUUGACAACACAGGAGCCAAGAAUUUGUACAUCAUCUCUGUGAAGGGAAUCAAGGGAUGGCUGAACAGACUUCCCGCUGCUGGUGUGGGUGACAUGGUGAUGGCCACAGUUAAGAAAGGCAAACCGGAAUUGAGGAAAAAGGUCCAUUCAGCAGUGGUAAUUCGACAGCGAAAAUCAUAUCGAAGAAAAGAUGGGGUGUUUCUUUACUUUGAAGAUAAUGCAGGGGUCAUAGUAAACAAUAAAGGCGAGAUGAAAGGUUCUGCUAUUACGGAUCCAGUUGCAAAGGAGUGCACAGACCUGUGGCUCAGGAUUGCAUCCAAUGCAGGCAGCAUUGCAUGACUCUCCAGUGUAUUUGUAAAAUAUAUUCAUUAAACAGUCUUUG